Puccinia triticina is the source of this 1029-nucleotide messenger RNA. RefSeq lists its product as uncharacterized. The record is from RefSeq and is a predicted model, not a curated record. NCBI's taxonomy places the organism in Eukaryota, Fungi, Basidiomycota, Pucciniomycetes, Pucciniales, Pucciniaceae. Gene Ontology annotation, biological process: mitochondrial L-ornithine transmembrane transport. Bases 1 to 1029 code for a protein of 342 amino acids. The transcript is spliced from 3 exons. Gene Ontology annotation, molecular function: L-ornithine transmembrane transporter activity.
AUGAUUCCGACCGAGGAGACUCGAAUUUUACUCCCAGAUCCUCAGCUAACAUCUCAAAGACAUCCACUGAAAGAUGUUGCCUACGGAUCCCUUGCGGGUAUCUGCUCAAAGCUUUUUGAACAUCCGUUUGACCUUGUUAAAGUUCGGCUUCAAAGCCAGCCGCUUCAUCUACCGAGUCGAUACCAUGGGCCCUUGGAUUGUUUUCGACAGACGGUAGCACAAGAAGGGUUUAGAGGUUUGUAUCGCGGAGUUAGCAUGCCAGUUGUUGGCGCAAUGGCUGAGAAUGCUACGCUCUUUCUAGUGUACGGCCAAGUCCAACAGCUCAUCCGACGACUCGCGUUUCCGGAGCAGGCACACAAAAGAAGACCACCCCCGUUACCAUUACCAUACGUAGCACUAUCGGCAGCAUGUGGAGGAGCUAUGGCCAGUUUCAUCUUGACCCCGAUCGAAUUAGUCAAGUGUAAGAUGCAAGUACAACAGAUCGGAGCGACGAAAGAGAAUCCUAAGCGAUUAGCUGGCCCGGUGGCAAUCGUCCGAUCGGUAAUCAAGAAGGAAGGAAUCAGCGGACUUUGGCUGGGACAGACCGGAACUCUACUCAGAGAGACCGGCGGCUCGGCGAUUUGGUUCUGUACCUUCGAAUCCGUUGCAGCUCUCUUUGUCGCUCGUCGUCAAGAAUCAGUACUUGAGCCCUCGAAACUACUCUCCAAAGACGAUCUCUCCUCGCCCGAACUGAUGAUCUCAGGCGCGACCGCCGGGAUCUUCUACAACUUUGUCUUUUUUCCCGCCGAUUCGAUCAAAAGCACUAUGCAGACUGCCUCAGAGCUCGCCCAACCGGAUCAUCUGCCCAAAUCCCUCGCCUCCAACCAACAAUCCCCUCGUAUCAGCUUCCUAGAUGUAGGCCGUCAGAUUAUUAAAACCAGAGGCUGGAAGGGCCUCUAUGCCGGUUGCGGAAUCACUUGUCUACGUAGUGCUCCUAGUUCUGCUUUGAUUUUUUGGAUAGUCAGUCGACUCGAAAGUCGAUUUGGUUGA